Molecule: messenger RNA, 1804 nt
Organism: Spinacia oleracea (spinach)
Lineage: Eukaryota; Viridiplantae; Streptophyta; Magnoliopsida; Caryophyllales; Amaranthaceae
Exons: 2
Coding region: 321-1448 (375 amino acids)
Source: RefSeq, a predicted model, not a curated record
AAGAAAAUUCCCUUAAUACAAGUACCUUGUGUCCAUACAUAAGAUUUUUCUAUAUUUCCUCCUCCUUCACCUUCUCCCUACAAUUGGAUUUCUCUCUCUUCCCCAAACCCUAAUUUCAACUUCAUUAUUUUUCCCUUCUGAUUUCUCGAAAGAUCAGAUGUAGCAUGGAGGGUUUGGUGUUGAAUUGAUUUGUGAGAGGGUGCUCUAAAAUUGCUGGUGUUGUUGUAGCAUAAAUGUAGUUGUGCCAGUUUUUUCAUCAUGUGGAAAAUACGAGUUUUCGGUAUUUAGAGAUUGCUAAAAAAUAGAGAAGGGAAUUUCACAUGGAUGCCAAUGACUGUGAUACGAAUCAUUUAGAUGGCGAUGUUCGUCUUCCCCCUCGGAAGCGUUUACUAGCUGGGUUGAAGAAACAGAGCUGUUCAGAGAGUAACUCCCCAUGCUCACAAGAAAAUACCCCGAGCCCAAUUCCAAGUUCGAGCCCUAGCCCUUCAUUUAGUGCAAGCCCUCUGAGUGAAUUUGAUGCGCGCUUGAAUAAUUUGUUGAAAUCUUAUAAGAAUGGAUCUAAUAUGUCACCCGAGGAGAUAGCAGUAGCUGCAGGUUCAGCUGCAGCUUCUGCAGCUAAGGCAGCUGAAGUUGCACGAGCUGCUGCUGAGGAAAAAGCUGCAAUUGCUGCAAAGGCAGUAGCUGCUGCUAAGACUGCCCUGAAUGCUGUUGCAUCUGUAUCCGAAGAGACGAGUAGCAAGGAUAAGUACCAGAAGAAGAAUAAGUUGAAGAAGCAUGUCCCAGUUCAACUCUUGUAUAAAAACUACCAACCAGUUGAGAACUGUGGUACAGAUGAAGAGCUUGCUAGGAAACUGCAUCGGGCUAUAAACAGCUCCCCGAGAAUUAAUAGACACUCUUCUGGAUCGGACUCUAAGAAUCAUAAGCACAAGAAGCUGAAAAUCUCGCCAUCCAGUGAAAAGAGUGGCGUUGUUGCUAAUGGGGAUGUUGUAGAAGGAGGUAUGGACUGUGAAGGGUCAAACGAAGAGCCGUAUGCUGUUAAACUAGAUGAUAAGGUAUUAUCAAAGUUUACUACUAAGGCUGAUGAGGUAGAGGUAGAGGUGGAUAGUGGUGAGGCGGAAUCAAGUCACUCCAAAGCGAAAACCUUUACAGCAGCGUCAGAUGAUGUGUGUAACAAUGGUAGGAAGAGAGGUAGAAUCAAGCAAAAAAAGUUGCCUCUAAGCAUAUGUAGCUCUAAAGAUCAGUCAAACCCUAAAGAAGAUCCUCCUAUUCUGACAAACUCAUUGUUGAGUAGAGCUCGAACUGAUAAAUCAACUGCGCGUCAUGUAUCUUUGCUCUCUUUGGAACGUCCUGGUGAAAAUGUCACACCAAUGGAGGUCGCACCAACAUGGAAAUGCCAGGAUUUCAAAGUUUCUCAGUGCAUUAAUCAAGACAAAAUUGUGCAGUCUUAAUGGCUCUAGUGGUAUUUGUUGACAUGUCUCCACCGAAAUGGAAAUUCUCAGCUCAGGUAUAGGAUUUCAAUUGUGUUUAUUGUAGAAAGUCUCUUGUUUAAAAUUUAUAAUUUUUGUUUGCUGCUGCUGCAUUGUAUGGGCUUGUUGACAACAAUGUAUAUUUUUACUGUUCAGUUUUCUCAUAUCGACUGUGUGAUAUAGGAGAUAGGUGUUGCAAUAAUGUGUAAAGCCUUUGCUGAUACACUCAAUACGCGCUUUUCGCUUUGUAGAUGUAGGUCUCUAGAUGUACAAGACACUUUAUAUGUAUGGGGUUUUCUGAUAAUUAUUUAAUGAAUGAUUCAACUUCUUUCUCCAAA